CAUAAACUAGUAAAGUGUUUGGAUUACAUCAUGGAUAACAGCAAUGAUGAUUGAUAUUAUUUGAGUGGCACAGGAAGAGUCUGCUGUAUGAAAUGCCAGAAGUUUGUGUUUCUUCUAGCUUUGCAAUGGUUUCCCCAUGAGUGGAUCAUGAUGAAUAUACUUUAGGGACUUGCCAUAGUAUGGCUGCUUCUCGAUCUACUCGUGUUACAAGAUCUACAGUGGGUUUAAAUGGUUUGGAUGAAAACUUCUGUGGUAGAACAUUAAGGAACCGUAGUAUUGCUCACCCAGAGGAAGUUUCACCCCAUCCUCAAAUACGAUCAAGGUCACCAAAGAAGAGGCCAGAGUCUGUGCAAGCUCAGAAGGGCAGUAACGGUGGAAGAACUACUGAUUUGAAACAACAGAGUGCUCGGGAGUCAUGGGUGAGCCCUAGGAAGAGAGGACUCUCUACUUCAGAAAAAGAUAAUGGUGAUAAACAAACUGUGGAAAAUAGUGAAAAAAACCAAGCAGAACCUGUUUCACCAGUUUUGAAAAGAAUUAAGCGCUGUCUCCGUUCUGAGGCACCCAACAGUGCAGAGGAAGACUUGCCUGCUAAAGCAGAGAAGGAGUCAUUGGAGCAUAAGAGCUUAGUGUCGGACAAUGAUGCAGUCUCCACGGGGACUAAGCGAGCUUGUCGAUGUCUUAUAUUGGAUGAUUGUGAGAAAAGGGAAGUUAAAAAGGUGAAUGUCUGUGCAGAAGGAUUUAAUAAUUCUGCAGUAGUUGAAGAGGUUGCAGGCUAUCAGACUGUCAAUGGAGUUGGUGAGAAAGACUCAAAUUCUCUCAACUGUGAUGACUGUCAGCUUGAUGGGAACACUAAGCAAAACAGUGCUGGUUCCUGUAUGGCCAAGGACAAAACAGUAGCAGAAAACGGAAACUCAUUUGCCCAUUCUUCGUUGUUGCUUAAUAGCAGCAAAGAGGACAGUGUUGUAGACCAUUAUGUGCCUUGCACAAACUCUCAAGAACAGGUAAAGUUAGAGGACCACAAAAUAAUAAAUGACUGCUUGCCUGAGGAGCAUGCUAACCAGGCGUAUGAGCCAGCUGCAGGGUCCUUUUCUGAAAUCCAGUCAUCUUUGUUAAGGGAUUCGGAGGAGGAGGUGGAUGUUGUAGGAGAUAGCAGUGCCUCUAAGGAACAGUGUGCUGAAAACACCAAUAGCAACCCGAAUACUCAGCAUGACAGUGCAGCAAUCUCAGGUGAACCUGAACCACAUUCUUCAGUGCUGAACUGUGUUUCAGCUCCAGUGACAUCUGUGCUGGAACUUCAAGAACACAGAUACACGUUGAGAACUUCCCCACGAAGGGCUGCCCCUGCCAGAAGUAGCCCUCCUAAAAAUAACUCUCCUUGUAGAGAAAACGGACAGGUUGAGGAAAAUAAUCUUAGUCCUACAGAAAAGAAUAUACCUGUAGGUAUUAAUAAUAUCAAUGGAUCUCCCCAAAAGUCUGAAGAAAUUAAACAGAAUGAAAAAGAGACAAAUUGUAAUACGGGGGAUCAUGGGAGUGAUGGACUAACAAAGCCACUUUCUGAGGCUAGGCUUGCUGCUGGAUGUGUACCAUCUGCCAAAGAGAGUGCCAACAUCCACACUGCAGAGGAGGAUGAGGAAGAGCCUGAUGUGUAUUACUUUGAAUCAGAUCAUGUGGCAUUGAAACACAACAAAGAUUAUCAGAGACUGUUACAGACGAUUGCUGUGCUCGAGGCUCAACGUACUCAAGCAGUUCAAGACCUUGAAAGUUUAGGCAGACACCAGAGAGAAGCACUGAAAGAUCCUAUUGGAUUUGUGGAAAGACUCCAGAAGAAGGUCGAUAUGGGUUUUCCAUAUCCUCAGAGAGUUGUUCAGCUCCCUGAGAUUGCCUGGGACCAAUACACCACUAGCCUUGGAAACUUUGAGAGAGAAUUCAAAAACCGAAAACGUAACAGUAGGAGAGUGAAGCUGAUUUUUGACAAAGUAGGUAUACCUGCAAGACCAAAAAGUCCUUUGGAUCCCAAGAAGGACGGAGAGUCUGUUUCGUACUCUGACUUGCCUUUAAGUGAUGGUCCAGAAGGUUCCACUAGCAGUCGUCCACAGGUAAUGAUAAGAGGGCGACUUUGUGAUGAGACCAAACCUGAAACUUUUAACCAGCUGUGGACUGUAGAGGAACAGAAAAAACUUGAGCAGUUGCUUUUGAAGUAUCCCCCAGAGGAAGUAGAGUCCCGACGGUGGCAGAAGAUAGCUGAUGAACUGGGAAACAGAACAGCCAAGCAGGUUGCCAGUAGAGUGCAAAAAUAUUUUAUUAAACUGACUAAAGCUGGUAUUCCAGUUCCAGGAAGAACUCCAAACUUAUAUUUAUAUUCCAGAAAGUCAUCAAGUAGACGGCAGCAUCCUUUAAAUAAACAUCUUUUCAAACCUUCAACUUUCAUGACAUCUCAUGAACCUCCAGUUUAUAUGGAUGAAGAUGAUGACAGAUCCAGUUUUCACAGCCAUAUGGAUACUGCAGCAGAAGAGGAAGUAUCGGAUGAAGAGAGUAUUCCAGUAACAUAUCGAGAGUUACCUGAAUACAAAGAACUGUUAGAGUUUAAAAAGUUGAAGAAACAGAAACUCCAGCAGAUGCAUGCAGAAAGUGGGUUUGUGCAGCACGUGGGAUUCAAGUGUGAUAAAUGUGGAAUUGAACCUAUCCAGGGUGUUCGGUGGCACUGCCAGGACUGCCCUCAGGAAAUGUCCUUGGAUUUCUGUGAUUCCUGUUCUGACUGUCUGCAUGAAACAGAGAUUCAUAAGGAAGAUCAUCAGUUAGAACCUAUUUACAGAGCAGAGACAUUUUUAGACAGAGACUACUGCAUGUCGCAGGGCACCAGUUACAAUUAUCUUGACCCAAACUACUUUCCAGCAAAUAGAUGACAUGGGAAGCAGAUGUACCAUCUUGGGUUUACUGUCCUCUUUGAAAAGUAACAAUGGCACCAUUGUUAAUUCUGUGCACAUUUUGGAAAGACUCUGCUUUCCCUGAAAUGUUGCUCACAGCAUGACAGCUUCCUGGGUGUACUUGUCAAACUACAGCUUUGAGCUGUCAUGGUUCUAGAUCACUGAACAGCAGCUGAACAUUCCUAGUGUGCAGAAGGUUUCACUGGGAGACUUUUCUUUCACCACAUUAGUCACUUUUAGGUGGUGAAUCUAAACAAAAGGAAAACAUACAAAAGGGUGAGCCAGAAAUGAGAGCACACAUUAAAGAUAGAGUAAAUUCCAAAGGCUUUGAAGAACUCGGUUAUAAUGAGAUCCAGAGGAGAUGAAGUAUUUAUAUAAAAACAGUUUAGUAGCUUGCAGUUUUGUUGUGAAAUAGUUUUCAGCACAGUAACUGACUUCUUUAGGCAAGGUUUAACCAAUGACAGUGUUUGCUUCUAGGAUGUACUCUACAAAUGCUCACUGUCUGGGCGGUGGUUGGUUCCAGCCUUUAUUCAAUCUGAGCUGCUUAAUCACGUUGACUUUCAAUUUUUUUAAUUUUAUUUUUUUUUAAACCACGAUGAACUCUAUUUACCAACAGUGAAGCACUACAGGGGGCAACUGUGGCAUUGCUUCCUUAACCAGCUCAUGGUGUGUGAAUGUUAUAAAAUUGUCACUCAGAUAUAUUUUUUAAAUGUAAUGUUAUAUAAGAUGAUCAUGUGAUGUGUACAAAAUAUGGUGAAAAGUGCCAGUGCUAGUAACUGUGUAAAGUCUCUUAAUACUCAACAUUAACUCCUUUAAAAUAAAAUACACAGCCUUCUGCCUCCGUAUUUGGAGUUGUUAGUGCAACUCAUCAAAGAAAACUGCCUAAUAUAAAUCAUAUAUAUGGUAAUAAUUUUUCCUCUUUUGUAGUCUGCACAAGAUCCAUGAAAGAUUGUAUUUUUAUUACUAUUUAAACAGUGAUUAAAUUUAGCCUGAGCAGUGAGCAAGGGUUCACAUGCAUUCUUUUAUACUGCUGGAUUUUGUUGUGCAUCAUUUAAAACAUUUUGUAUGUUUCUUCUUAUCUGUGUAUACAGUAUGUUCUUAAAUAAUGUUCAAUUGUCAGGAGAACUGUGAGAAAUAAACUAUGUGGAUACAGUCUGUUUAUAUAUAGAAUGCUUGCUGUGACUUCCUUUCUGUGUAGUUCUGACUUUUUACUCCAGAUGGAAAACACGAAAAGGACAUUUUUCUGCGCCAUACCAACACUCAGAGUGCAGCUCUGCAGGAUGCACAACGCCUCCCUCUGCUGGGCCUGUCGCUGGGGACUGGUGCUGCUCUGCACCUGCUACACACGUGUUGGCUUGGGCAGGAUUGGCAUUUCAGGUCUCAUCUCCCACUGACUUCUUUGUCAGGUCACAG
Acanthisitta chloris (rifleman) is the source of this 4337-nucleotide messenger RNA. It is a transcript of the gene ZZZ3, whose product is annotated as zinc finger, ZZ-type containing 3. Lineage: Eukaryota; Metazoa; Chordata; Aves; Passeriformes; Acanthisittidae. Bases 180 to 2903 code for a protein of 907 amino acids. Gene Ontology annotation, molecular function: zinc ion binding. The transcript has 12 exons. The record is from RefSeq and is a predicted model, not a curated record.